ACCCGUUAUCCUGAUUCCCAAACAGACCCCUAAAGUCUGACGCCAAUUCUGAAACCCUAAUUCGACAGCCUCAUCGCUUAUAUAUACUGGAGAAAUGCACCAGUACGUUAAGCUCGGCCGCUAAGCAAAGCCUAUUCUCUAAAGUAAGAGAAAAUGGCGGUGCCGUUGCUUACGAAGAAGAUCGUGAAGAAGCGGGUCAAGAAGUUUAAGAGGCCGCAGAGCGACCGCAAGAUCUCUGUCAAGACAAACUGGCGCAGGCCAAAGGGUAUUGAUUCUCGUGUGAGAAGAAAGUUUAAAGGAUGCACGCUGAUGCCCAAUGUCGGUUAUGGUUCAGACAAGAAGACUCGUCAUUAUCUUCCCAAUGGCUUCAAAAAAUUUGUUGUGCACAAUGUCAAGGAGCUAGAGCUGCUGAUGAUGCACAACAGGACGUAUUGUGCUGAGAUUGCACACAAUGUCUCCACAAGGAAGAGGAAAGAAAUUGUGGAGAGAGCCGCCCAGCUUGAUGUUGUUGUGACCAACAAGCUUGCUAGGUUGCGCAGCCAGGAAGAUGAAUGAGUUUGAAACCCUUGUGUUUUUGGAGUGAGCCUUGAGAGUCUGUAUUUAGACAUGGUUUUCAUUAUGAGCCUCAAGUGGGUCGAUACUUAUUGCUCAAUCCAUGCUAGCACAUUUGUGUUUCAUACCGACAAGAUUUUUUCCAAUCUAUUCUAUUUUUGUUGC
This is a messenger RNA of Juglans microcarpa x Juglans regia, 717 nucleotides long. RefSeq names its product 60S ribosomal protein L32-1. The transcript is spliced from 4 exons. Lineage: Eukaryota; Viridiplantae; Streptophyta; Magnoliopsida; Fagales; Juglandaceae. Gene Ontology annotation, molecular function: structural constituent of ribosome. Gene Ontology annotation, cellular component: cytosolic large ribosomal subunit; ribosome. The coding region runs from base 154 to 555 and encodes 133 amino acids. The record is from RefSeq and is a predicted model, not a curated record. Gene Ontology annotation, biological process: translation.